AUGACUGACGAAGAGUUACAAACAUUUUGUCUAAUAGAGAUAGAGAAAUUGCUACAGGCCAAUGGAAAAUCAUUAAGAGAUUUUGCUGGUAUGCCGCUUCCUAAUGUUAAUUUGGUCUCACAAUUUAGUAAUUAUAUGGUGUUGCGUGAAUUAGAAUAUGGCAUUUCUGUGAUGCUUGAAGAACACGAUUCAAAUUUUCCAAAGUUGAAUGAAGAACAGAAGUCAAUCUAUGAUAGGAUUAUACAUUGUGUUACUAACAAGGAACACGGGUUAUUUUUCAUUUAUGGGUUUGGUGGGACUGGAAAAACUUUUUUGUAUAAACUCUUAUCUUCCAAAUUGCGUUCUCAAAGAAGAAUUGUUAUUAAUGUUGUUUCAAGUGGAAUUGCUUCAUUAUUGUUACCUGUUGGUAAGACAGCUCAUUCUAUGUUUGGUAUCCCAAUUGAAUUGAAUAAAGAUACUAUUUGUAAAAUUCCGAAAGAUAGUCCUAAGGCUGAUUUAAUUCAACUUGCUGAGCUGAUUAUUUGGGAUGAAGCUCCAAUGACUAACAAGUUGGCAUUUGAAGCUUUAGACAAAAGUUUUCGAGACAUAAUGACAUCGAUUUCAGUGUCUUACAAAGAUCUACCUUUUGGAGGAAAAAUCAUUGUUCUUGGAGGUGAUUUUCGACAGGUUUUGCUUGCUAUUCCUAAAGCUUCUCGUGCUGAGAUUGUUAUGGCAUCAAUCAAUUCUUUAAUUCUUUGGAAGCACUUUGAAGUGUUGACGUUGACAAAAAAUAUGCGGUUAGAAAGUGUUACAAAUCAAUCAAAUCUGAAAGAAUUGAAAAGGUUUUCUGAUUGGAUUCUUCAGAUUGGAGAAGGGCGUAUUGGGACAAUAAUUAACGAAAAGCUUUUAGUUCAAAUUCUAAAUGAGUUUCUGAUUUUUCCUUCUAAUAAUCCAAUUGAUGAUAUUAUAAAUGCAAUUUAUCCUGACAUAGUUAGAAACUUUGAUGAUACUGGUUUUUUCCAAGACAGAGCCAUAUUAGCUUUAAAAGUAGAGAUUGUUAAAGAAAUCAAUGAUCACAUUGUUCAAUUGCUACCUGGGACAGAAAAAGAGUAUCUAAGUGCUGAUUCUAUAUGUGGUAGUGAUGCUUAUUGUGACGUUGAUGUUGAUUGGAUAAAUACUGAGUUUUUGAAUCAAAUAAAAUGUUUAGGGUUACCGAAUCACUCAUUGAAAUUGAAGAAAGGUGUGCCUAUUAUUUUGUUGAGAAAUAUUGAUCCAGCUAGUGGCUUAUGCAAUGGUACUCACCUUAUUGUUAGAGAUCUAGGAACAAAUGUGAUUGGAGCUGAGAUUGUCUCAGGGAGUCACAUUGGAGAUAAAGUUUUCAUUCCUCGGAUGAAUUUAAUUCCGAGUGAUGCUGGGAUACCUUUCAAAUUUCAACGGAGAUAA
Molecule: messenger RNA, 1422 nt
Organism: Arachis stenosperma
Lineage: Eukaryota; Viridiplantae; Streptophyta; Magnoliopsida; Fabales; Fabaceae
Exons: 1
Coding region: 1-1422 (473 amino acids)
Biological process (GO): telomere maintenance; DNA repair
Molecular function (GO): DNA helicase activity
Source: RefSeq, a predicted model, not a curated record